Molecule: messenger RNA, 2373 nt
Organism: Monopterus albus (swamp eel)
Lineage: Eukaryota; Metazoa; Chordata; Actinopteri; Synbranchiformes; Synbranchidae
Gene: plk1
Product: polo-like kinase 1 (Drosophila)
Exons: 11
Coding region: 345-2084 (579 amino acids)
Biological process (GO): protein phosphorylation; mitotic spindle organization
Cellular component (GO): centrosome; spindle pole; cytoplasm
Molecular function (GO): protein binding; ATP binding; protein serine/threonine kinase activity
Source: RefSeq, a predicted model, not a curated record
UGUACUAGACUGUUGUUAAAAGGCAGAACGGGGGAUGUGUAGCAGCUAUCGGGGGACCUGUCUGGAGAUUAAUUUCACGUAUACCUCGCUUUUUUUUGUAAUCUUCGGAUUCUUGUGCACUACAUUUUUAUUGUUGAAUCAUAUGCCUGAAUAACGGUCGCGUUUAAAGGUGAUUAUCGUUAGUUUUGAUUUGAAUCCAGAAGUGUAUGGAAGCAACCUAGCUUCCAGGGCUAAACUAAGGUCGUAGGGUUCGUAGCAGCUAUCGUCGAUUCCUCGACUACUGGGGAGUUUUAAACGUUUCUUAUUAUUUUUUUUAAAUACCACGAAGAACACUUAAAUCCGAAAUGAGUGCAGGUGUUCAAAAGCCGGCGAAUCCGUCGCCACAUGUCGACUCGAAAUCGGCUCCUCUCAAAGAAAUCCCAGAUGUUCUGUUUGACUCACGCACCACGACAAGAUACACGAGGGGGAGAUUCCUCGGAAAAGGUGGUUUCGCCAAGUGCUUCGAAAUCACAGAUGUGGAGACGAAACAGGUUUUCGCCGGAAAAAUCGUGCCGAAGUCGCUGAUCCUGAAGCAACACCAGAGGGAGAAGAUGACUUCGGAAAUCACAAUUCAUAAGACUCUGAGCCAUCCGAACAUCGUGGGAUUCCACGGGUUUUUCGAAGACGACGACUUUGUAUUUGUUGUCCUGGAAAUCUGCAGGAGAAGGUCCUUGUUGGAGCUGCAUAAGCGUCGCAAAGCUGUGACUGAACCAGAGGCUCGCUAUUACAUGACACAGCUGCUCAGGGGGGUCCAGUACCUGCAUAACAACAAAGUCAUCCACAGAGACCUGAAACUAGGCAACAUCUUCCUCAAUGAUGAUAUGGAGGUCAAGAUAGGGGACUUUGGCCUGGCCACUAAGAUUGAGUUUGAUGGCGAGAGAAAGAAGACCUUGUGUGGAACGCCCAACUACAUUGCACCUGAAGUGCUUUGCAAGAAAGGCCACAGCUAUGAAGUAGAUGUGUGGUCACUUGGUUGUAUAUUGUACACAUUGUUGGUGGGUAAGCCCCCAUUUGAGACCUCCUGUUUGAAGGAGACCUACAACCGCAUAAAGAAAAACAGCUACACCAUCCCCUGGCACGUCAACCCGGCUGCAUCCGCCCUCAUCAAGCGAAUGCUGCAUGCUGAUCCCGCCCAGAGGCCGACCAUCGCCGAGCUGCAAACGGAUGAGUUCUUUACAUCUGGCUACAUCCCCACACGUUUGCCCACUACUUGCCUCACUGUGCCCCCACGCUUUUCAAUUGCCCCCUCCACAGCUGCAGAGCUCAGCCAGAGGCGCCCACUGACUGCUAUUAACAACAAGGCAGGGACAGAGAAAGUAGAGGCGAAGGAGGAGCCUGUGCAAAGGGAUGCUGAGCCGUCAGAGCACCACCUGAAAGACUUGCUGGAGCAGCUCAACAGCGUCAUUGCCGCCAAGCCCGCAGAGAAGGCAGUCAGAUGCCAAGAAGAGGCAGAGGAUCCUGCAUGUAUCCCCAUCUUCUGGAUCAGCAAAUGGGUAGACUACUCCGAUAAGUAUGGACUAGGCUACCAGCUGUGUGACAACAGCGUGGGUGUGCUGUUCAACGAUUACACGCGUCUCAUCAUGUACGCUGAUGGAGACAGCCUGCAGUACAUCGACAAGGCGGCGGCUGAGUCAUACCUCAGCGUGCACUCGUACCCUCAUGCUCUCAACAAGAAGAUAACAUUGCUGAAAUACUUCCGCAAUUACAUGAGCGAGCACCUGCUGAAGGCCGGCGCCAAUGUGGCACGGCGGGAGGGAGACGAGCUGGCACGGCUGCCUUACCUCUCCCUCUGGUUCAGAACAAAGAGCGCCAUCGUCCUGCACCUCACCAAUGGCACUGUUCAGAUCAACUUCUUCCAGGACCACACCAAGCUGAUCCUGUGUCCACUGAUGGCUGCGGUGACCUACAUCGACGAGAAGAGAGACUUCCACACUUACAAGCUGUCUCUGCUGGAGGAAUUUGGCUGCAGUAAGGACCUGGCCAGCCGCCUUCGUUAUGCCAAGCUCAUGGUCGAGAAACUGCUGGCCAAUAAGCCUUCAUAUUAGACCACCAUCCCUCAAAGUCUUCGAUCACAGUCUCCAUCUUUACUCAUGGCCACUCUUUUAGUCUCAACCAGCUUCUCAGGGGACGGGACAGACCCUUAAAUUGUUCUGUAUUUUAUAUUUUAUGGAAGAGUCACAGUGUAAUGAUUUGUCAUCUUUUGAGGCGUUGACACGUAGCAUCCAUUUCAUAUGUUCUACAGGAAGGUUGAAUUUCAGUCUCUGCCAGUUUUGAUCUUUAUUCCUACUGUUGAUAGAAAGCCACUCCUCCAGCUAUUAUCUUAACUUUUUUUUU